AUGACGAUCCCGACCGGCAGGAACUUCGCAAGCUGCUACAUGGAACUGUGCAAGCAGCAACGACUGCGACCGUUGCCGGUUAUAUGUGUCACCCUACCGCACAGCUUGGACUUCACCACCGAUCGCGUCAAGAUGGACGAUUGGGGCCCGAUCUUGAAUUCCCUUUCUCUCGAUCGCUCGCUCAAAUCGAUUAGCGUGCACAGCAGGUAUCAGUGUCGAAAACCAUUGGAAGAGGUGAAUUCCGAGGACAAGGCGCGAGCGAUGGGUAAGGCCCCGGUGGUCCUCACGCGUUAUUUGUUGGAAUGGCUAUCGCAGAGCGUCGGUCAAUGCAUGAGAAAUUCGCCCAGCCUCACGCAUUUGGAACUCGAGGGUAUCCCGUUUCCGCCUGACUGCGUCGCAGUUCUCUGCGUCGGUCUGUCGGGAACCGAGACUCUGCACCACCUGUCCCUACGACGGUGCUGCAUCGGCGACACCGGCUGCGAAAUGAUCUGCCGAACGAUCGCGGACGCUCGCAGCGUGAGGUCGUUGAAUCUCAGUCACUGCGACCUCACGUCAAGCAGCGGUGGCGCGUUAGCAUCAGCGCUUUCCAGGCAGAAACUGGCGCUUUACCACGACACCUGGAAGCAAUCGCUGAGAUAUCGCGAGCCUAAUUUCGAGGCGAUGCCGGGAUUACGUCGAUUGACUCUGAACGAUAAUCCUCAUCUCGGCAAUUGUGCCGUAAUAGAGAUGAUCGAGGCUAUACGCGAUAGUCUAUGGAUAAAGGCGCUGGAUCUUCAGCACUGCGGCUUGACGAAUCAGAUCGGCGCGGAUCUGCUGAACCUACUCGAUCAGAAUAAUACGCUGGCAGUGCUUGACGUGAGGAAGAACGCAAACCUGAACGAUGAACUUGCGACGGAGGUGAUGAGGAGACUGGGAGAAAACGACGUCGAGGGAAAGUCGGAGUACAAGUGGAUGGGAUUGGCGCCUAAAGACAAGAGAAUCGCGUCGGCUGGUACUCGAAGGUGCAACGAGAAUGAAGACACCACGAAGCUCUCGAGAAUCCAAAGUGCCUUCACUAAGUACACGAGAAAAUCAUACCAGGCGAUUCCUCCGAGGAGGACGACUCCGAUGCCGCUUCUACCGGCGAAAAUGAAGAUCCGACCGCCUUCACCUCCGGUUCGCGACAUCACUCAGCAACGUUCUGCUUUGACUCGGUCGCGAACGAUCAGCAGCAUACAAACGGUGCCCAAGGUUUCCCUCCACCUGAAUCUUCAAUCCCAGAUCCAAUCCGUGGUGAGUCGUGACAUCGAGGAUCAAAAGACGACGCCGGAACACAAAGAUAUCAUGCAUCCCUUUGAGGAAACGAGUCUGAGAAGCUUCGAUUCCAAAGUGGAUGUUGGCACGCAAAGCGUGGACCGACAAGACGAUCCAGAGGAAAUUCAGAACAUUCUCAAGCAAUUGGCGGAAGCUCAAGCGGAACACCAUUGUCUCCUAGAGGAGAUCAAGCGGGUUGAUCUUCUGCUCAACGAGGAACGCGCGUGUCGUGAGAUCGCCGAGGAGAACCUACGAUCGGCCCAGAACGAUAUAGCUACGCUAGAGAACGUUCUGAAGAAAAAGGAGAUCGAGACCAGCGGUUACGUACUGAUCAGCCAGCAGUCUUUGGACGAGAUAUGCCUAUCCUUCGAUCGGCUCCUGGAUCUGCUGGAGGAUGUCGCCAAACAUCCGUUCGACCGAACGCAACCGAGUGCUCAGCAGAUCGCGAGCGCAGACAUCAAGCGACGACUAGUGUCCGUCAUCAGGCAGACCAAGUCGGAGAACCUGAAGAGGGGUUACAGGAUGGAAAUCGAGUCGCACGUCGUGGACAGCGCGCGAAAGUUCGUCAAAUCCGAGAGCGACGUGAGAUCCAUCAUGCCGAUUCCGGCGGCGCACUUGGAGAAGAAGAUCGGCGAGUGUCCGGAGAAUAACGAGCUGCGCGAUCGGCGUCGUCACGACGUCGAUGCGAAGCCGAUGUCGGCCGGCGAUCGAGCUCGUGCGAUUUUCGCGAGCAUCGUCAGCGGCGAGGCCGUGCUUGACUUUUACUAGUCGUCGAUCGAUCGGUUGAAUUCGAUAAUUGAAGGUAAAAUGGUGUGGAGCCUUUACAUGGAGAGACUUUACGUGGAUAUUGGUAUUUCGUACACGUAUAUAUUAUACACUACGUGCAGAAAACGCGCAGACAAUGCUCUAC
This is a messenger RNA of Camponotus floridanus (Florida carpenter ant), 2203 nucleotides long. Its product is annotated as centrosomal protein of 78 kDa-like. Lineage: Eukaryota; Metazoa; Arthropoda; Insecta; Hymenoptera; Formicidae. Gene Ontology annotation, molecular function: protein binding. The transcript is spliced from 2 exons. Gene Ontology annotation, cellular component: centrosome. Bases 1 to 2061 code for a protein of 686 amino acids. The record is from RefSeq and is a predicted model, not a curated record.